GCGGCGGCGGUGGCCAUGGUCCAGCCGGGGUGUGGGCCGCAUCAGACCCCUGCACAGGGGAGGCACAGGUGGCCCCCAUAACCCAGAAGAGCAGCUGCCACCCGCAUCUGGGGCAUGACGGAGCCCCCUUCCCCAGGCCAGCCUGCGGAGAAGGCCGUCCCGCCCGGAGACGCGGGCCAUGUGGGGCUACAGGGAGCUGCUGGUGUGGGUCCUGGUGCUGGCGGCAGGCGGCACCGAGCUCAUCUACAGGCCUGGCCGCAGGGUGUGUGCCGUCGGGGUUCCCCAGGGCCCCAUGUCGGAGUCCUUUGUGCAGCGCGUGUACCAGCCCUUCCUCACCACCUGCGACGGGCACCGCGUCUGCAGCACAUACCGGACUGUCUACAAGACCGCCUACCGCCGGAGCCCGGGGCCAGCGCCCGCCAGGCCUCGCUACGCCUGCUGCCCCGGCUGGAAGAGGACCCGUGGGCUCCCCGGGGCCUGUGGAGCAGCGAUAUGCCGGCCGCCGUGCCAACACGGAGGGAGCUGUGUCCAGCCAGGACGCUGCCGCUGCCCUGCGGGAUGGCAGGGAAGCAGCUGCCAGACAGACGUGGACGAGUGCAGUGCUGGAGGGGGCGGCUGUCCCCAGAGCUGUGUCAACACUCCAGGCAGUUACUGGUGUCAGUGUCGUGAGGGGUACAGCCCGUCUUCGGACAGGGCACUCUGCCUGCCCAGGACAGGGAGCCCCAGGGCGGCCCCGGACCCCGGCAGAGGAGUGGACAGGGAGGUGAAGGAGGAAGUCCAGAAGCUUCGGUCAAGGGUGGACGUGCUGGAGCAGAAGCUGCAGCUGGUGCUGGCCCCCCUGCACAGCCUGACCUCCAGGGCCCUGGAGCACGGGCUCCCCGACCCGGGCAGCCUCCUGGCCCACUCCUUCCAGCAGCUGGAGCGCAUCGACUCUCUGAGCGAGCAGAUAUCCUUCCUGGAGGAGCAGCUGGGAUCCUGUUCCUGCAAGAAGGAGUUGUGACAAGCCUGUGCCCACCCGCCGAGCUGCACCCCACCCCACUGGGCAGGGUGGGAGGGGCCGCAGGCCGAGGCCGAAGAAACAGGGCAGGGUGGGCUUAGGGGUCCUGCGUGAAUGCAGCCCCUGCACCGGCUGGCCUGUGCCCAGGGGAGGUACGACAGCUCCCUGCCCAGAGCCUGGGGCCUGGGGCCACUGGCUGGGCAGCCUGUUAGCUGGGGGAGCUCCAUCCCGAUCUUUGUCAGAAUA
Messenger RNA from Molossus molossus (Pallas's mastiff bat), 1243 nucleotides. It is a transcript of the gene EGFL7, whose product is annotated as EGF like domain multiple 7. The transcript has 10 exons. The record is from RefSeq and is a predicted model, not a curated record. Gene Ontology annotation, biological process: anatomical structure development. Gene Ontology annotation, molecular function: signaling receptor binding; calcium ion binding. Lineage: Eukaryota; Metazoa; Chordata; Mammalia; Chiroptera; Molossidae. Bases 179 to 1000 code for a protein of 273 amino acids. Gene Ontology annotation, cellular component: cell surface; extracellular region.